AGAACAUCCCAACAAAGAACACGUGGGUCUCAGUAAAGAAAAUUUAUUACUUAGAGGAUGCACCAUUAGAAACACAGAGGCUGUUGUGGGCAUUGUGGUUUACGCAGGCCAUGAAACCAAAGCAAUGCUGAACAACAGUGGUCCAAGGUAUAAGCGCAGCAAAUUAGAAAGAAGAGCAAAUACAGAUGUCCUCUGGUGUGUCCUACUUUUGGUUGUGAUGUGUUUAACUGGUGCAUUGGGUCAUGGAAUCUGGUUGAGUAGAUAUGAAAACAUAAUGUUUUUUAAUAUCCCUGAGCCUGAUGGACAUGUCAUAUCACCAGUGUUGGCAGGAUUCUAUAUGUUUUGGACCAUGAUCAUUUUGUUACAGGUCUUGAUUCCCAUUUCUCUCUACGUUUCCAUUGAAAUUGUGAAGCUCGGACAGAUAUAUUUUAUACAAAGUGAUGUGGAUUUCUACAAUGAGAAGAUGGAUUCCACUGUUCAGUGCCGAGCCCUGAACAUCACCGAGGAUCUUGGACAGAUUCAGUACCUCUUUUCUGAUAAGACAGGAACUCUCACUGAGAAUAAGAUGGUUUUCCGAAGAUGUAGUGUGGCAGGGUUUGAUUACUGCCAUGAAGAAAAUGCCAAGAGGUUAGAGUCCUACCAGGAAGCUGUCUCUGAAGAUGAAGAUUCCACAGACACUCCCAGCGACUCCCUCAGCAAUAUGGCAAAACCGAGGGCCCCCAGCUGCAGGACGGUUCAUAAUGGGCCCUUGGGAAGUAAAUCCUCAAAUCAUCUUGCUGGGAACUGUUUAGCUCUGGGAAGUGGAGAAGGAGCCAGUGAAGUGCCUCACUCCAGACAGGCUGCUUUUAGUAGCCCCAUUGAAACAGAUGUGGUGCCAGACACCAGGCUUUUGGACAAGUUUAGUCAGAUUACACCUCAGCUUUUUACCGCACUAGAUGAGACUACCCCAGAUCCACCACUGGAGACCUUGUACAUCAUAGACUUCUUUAUUGCAUUGGCAAUUUGCAACACAGUAGUGGUUUCUGCUCCUAACCAACCACGACAAAAGAUUGGACUCUCAUCACUGAGUGGAAUGCCUAUAAAGUCCUUGGAAGAGAUUAAAAACCUCUUCCAGAGAUGGUCUGUCCGAAGAUCAAGUUCGCCAUCUCUCGCCAGUGGGAAAGAGCCCCCUCCUGGGGUCCCAAAUGCCUUUGUGAGCAGACUCUCCCUCUUCAGUCGAAUGAGACUGGCUUCGCCUGUGGAGGAAGAGGCCUCCCACACAAGCGAGAGCCUCCAGGGCUCUAGUAACUCUGCUUGCCCUACAGAAACUGGGCAACAGAACAGGGAUCCGGGCCUCCCAGAGGGCGAGGUAACACCCUCCCCCGGGCAGCCGUCGGCCUCCACCCUGUGUUACGAGGCCGAGAGCCCCGAUGAAGCGGCCUUGGUGUAUGCCGCCAGGGCCUACCAAUGCACUUUACGGUCCCGGACACCAGAGCAGGUCGUGGUGGACUUCGGUGCUCUGGGGCCAUUGACGUUUCAGCUCCUGCACAUCCUGCCCUUCGACUCCGUAAGAAAAAGAAUGUCUGUUGUCGUUCGGCACCCCCUUUCCAACCAAGUCGUGGUGUAUACGAAGGGUGCUGAUUCGGCCAUCAUGGAGUUGCUCUCAGCGGCUUCCCCAGAUGGAGCAAGUCUGGAGAAACAGCAGAUGAUAAUAAGGGAGAAAACCCAGAAACACUUGGAUGACUAUGCCAGACGGGGCCUACGCACUUUAUGUAUAGCGAAGAAGUUUUUUAAUGUCCCUUCCAUUCACAUUUCAUUGGUCAAAGCAGGAUGCAUGGCCGUGCUUAAUUUCAAGGGCACGAGGAAAUGCAGUCCUUCCAGAUGCUUACAAUGGAAUGAAAUUAGAAUAUCGACCUGGAUCCACAUGCUGGUCAUUGCGGGUAGCAUCUUGUCUUAUUUUUUCUUUGCCUUGGUUUUUGGAGCCAUGUGCGUCACUUGCAAUCCGCCGUCCAACCCCUACUGGAUUAUGCAGGAGCACAUACUGGACCCCGUGUUCUACCUGGUUUGCGUCCUCACGACGUGCAUCGCUCUUCUGCCCAGGUUUACAUACCGGGCUCUUCAGGGAUCCCUGUUCCCGGCUCCAGUUCAGAGGGCUCAGCACCUGGACAGACUGACUGCGGAGGAGAGGACGGACGCUCUCAAGAAGUGGCGAGGGGCCGGAACGGCGGGCCGGGCGCCGUGGAAGUACGCUGAGCGCCCGGCUGCCGAGUCCGAGAGAAGAGGCCCGUCCGGCCCGCCUACCGCCUUGACAGCGGCGUCAGCACCGUCUCGUGCUGUCGAGCAGGGGAGCUCGUCUGUCCGUGAAACCGCUUUGGACUCAGACUUCUCAGAAACCAAGGCCUCAGGGACGGCGAGGCCCUCCGAGGGUUAAAAAAAAAAAGAAAAGAAAAGAAAAAGAAGCAGGGUAUCCUCCUUGGAGCGGCAAGUCUCCCUUCAAAUCUGGAAGAGGGACUUUGAAGAGGCCCCUCUAGCAAGCAGGAAUGAGGUGGAUUUUUCCCGAAGGGACACGAAGAUUCUUCUGUGCCCGGAAAAGCUGAUGUGAUGACCUUUCUUGUGUGUUUGUAGAUACAUUUGGAGGAGAGGUUGCAGUUUGACCUGAACUGAGUUUCAGGAGGUGAAAUAUUUCAUCCCGAAUCAAAUGCUUUUAUGAAACUUUUUGGAUUUUGUAAAAGCAUUUUAAUUGUCCUAGACGUACAGACAUUCCUAAGGGAUUCAUUUGAGAUGUAUUUAUUUUACUGGGAGAUCUCAGAUUCCAGGAAAAUGCUUUCAGCGAGCAGACUCCAAUCUGAAUUUUCUUUAAUGAAAAAAAAGUAGUUUUUAGAUCAGUUAGAACGCAGAAUAGAUUGCCACAUGAAAAAAAAAAUGUUAUAAAUGGUUAAUUUCCAAAGAAAAAAUUCCAAAGAGCCUUUUAAAUGACAGUGUACCUAAAAUAGGGUAAUAACUGUACUGUUGAAAAUGUGGUUAGUGAUUAUUAAUAGCUUUUCAUUUCCUCCAGGAAGAUGCCUUUGGUCGUCUGACUGCCGAUGUAAGGCAUCCGUCUCUGCUCAUUUCAAUGUUCUCUUGAGGCGGAGCCUUCAGGGGGAAGGGGCAGACCGGUGCCAGGGUUCGGUAGGAAUAUGUUCCUCUCUCUGCUUUUGGGCAAGAGAAGACCUUUUAUGAGGUCUGCCUCUGUGCAGAUGUCAGCUGGGAAACAUAGGCCGUAGGUAGGACAGACCCAGUCGGCUCAGUCUGUAGCCUGCUUGGCAAUCUCCUGUGUUCUAAAACUUGCAAUAGCCUGAUCAAGAUGAAACAAUCAAUUUGAAAACCAUCUGCAAGGUCUCUGGUGUUGUAGCCUUUAAAAAUGAGAUAUUAUGCAUUGAGACUAAUACAGGUGGUUCUCAGCAGGAUUCCGUGAGGUUCUUAGAAAAAUUUGUUUUUAAAUACAUUUUAGGACGGGAAUGUCGAUAGCAAGUUAGUUGCUUGUUGCAAAUCAUGUGUGUUGGCUUUAGUUGGAACAGAGAGACUAGUUUACCAACUAAGCCCAGAUGUUACAAGAUCAUCAAUUUUUGUUGAGUUCUUUUAAAAUUCAGUAUCUAUUCAUCUGAAAAUUGCCAGCCACUAACCACCCAGAAUCUCCUUCCUGAAAUCUCCAUGCUGAUGUUCUAUGUGUGUAUCAAGAUCUUAUGACUAUUAAUCUGUUAUCCUCAGGGCUUCAUCUUCUCCUGCUGCCUCUUUGUCCUGGUCUGACAUUUUUUUUGUAACUGUCUGAUAUUACUGCAAAUAGUCUUUUAUAGAGACUGAUUUCUCGAACUUUCAAAAUCCCACAUGGCUAUUGGAGGUUGUUUUCUGCUUUCUUUAAUGAUUUUUAAAAAUAAACUGUUUAAUAAA
This is a messenger RNA of Leptonychotes weddellii (Weddell seal), 3906 nucleotides long. NCBI's taxonomy places the organism in Eukaryota, Metazoa, Chordata, Mammalia, Carnivora, Phocidae. The record is from RefSeq and is a predicted model, not a curated record.